GUGUGCCCACACCACCACGUUGACCUGCGAUUCUGUGAGCUGAACUAAUCGCUGGUCUGAAUUUCUUAACAGCAACUGAACCGGCUUGCAGCAUCCCACUCCUCCAGCUCCACCAAGCUCCCCCCUUGUUCCUUGCCAGCUUCCUCUGAUGCCUCUCCUUCAUCACGUCCUUCUUGGCUUCAUCUUCCUCCUCUCCCUACACACUCCGGUGAGCUCUGCAGCCACGGACACUGUGUCACCUGCCUAUGCACUCGCCGGCAACAACAAGCUUGUCUCCAACAACAAGAAGUUUGCGCUCGGCUUCUUCAAGCCAGGCAAUGAGUCAUCCAACACCAACCACAACACUUACCUUGGCAUAUGGUUCAACAAGGUCACCAAGUUAACCCCACUGUGGACCGCCAAUGGCGAGAACCCGGUGGUGGACCCUGCUUCACCGGAGCUCACGAUCUCCGGUGACGGAAACUUGGCCAUCUUCGAUCAUGCCACCAAGUCCAUCAUAUGGUCUACCCGUGCCAACAUCACAGCCAAUGACACCAUCGCCGUGUUGCUGAACAACGGCAACCUUGUCCUACGAAGCUCAUCAAACUCAUCCAACAUAUUCUGGCAGAGCUUCGACUACCCAACAGAUACGCUUUUUGCUGGUGCGAAGAUCGGCUGGGACAAGGUCACGGGCCUGAACCGCCGUCUUGUUUCCAGGAAGAAUUCAAUUGAUCAGGCUCCUGGUAUAUACUCCUUGGAGUUAGGGCUCAAUGGUGAUGGUCAUCUGCUAUGGAACUCAACCAUAACGUAUUGGUCCAGUGGCGACUGGAAUGGCCGAUAUUUCGGCCUAGCGCCGGAGAUGAUUGGAGCUGUCAUGCCAAAUUUCACAUUUGUCCACAAUGACCAAGAGGCCUACUUCACAUACACUUUGUAUGAUGACACAGCGAUCGUGCACACUGGACUAGAUGUCUUUGGGAGAGGUUUGGUGGGUAUCUGGUUGGAAGGGAAACAAGACUGGUUGAUGAAUUACAGACAGCCAGUAGUUCAUUGCGAUGUGCACGCAAUCUGUGGACCUUUCACAAUCUGCGAUGACAACAAGGAUCCAUUCUGCGACUGUAUGAAAGGUUUCUCUGUAAGAUCACAGGAGGACUGGGAGCUUGAUGAUCGAACAGGAGGGUGCAUCAGGAAUACUCCAUUAAGUUGUGACAGUAGCAAGGACAGGACAGGUCUCACAGAUAAGUUCUACCCUGUGCAAAGCAUUGGACUGCCUCAUAAUGCUGAAAUUGUUCGGGCUGCUACCAGUGGAGAUGAAUGCUCACAGGUUUGCCUGAGCAACUGCUCCUGUACUGCAUAUUCCUAUGGGAAAGGUGGCUGCUCCAUUUGGCAUGAUGAUUUGUAUAAUGUAAAGCAACUAUCUGAUACUUCUGAUGGGAAUGAGGGAGUUCUUUACAUUCGCCUUGCUGCAAAAGAGUUGCAAAGUUCAGAAAGGAAAAGGAGUGCAAAAAUAAUUCGGGUAGCCAUUGGUGCGAGCAUUGGCGCUUUGUUUCUUAUGAUCCUUCUACUGAUAGUUUGGGUGAGAAAACGGAAAUGGUUUGCUCCAACACAGGAACAGCCUGAGUGUGGCAUUGGGAUCGUUGCAUUUCGAUAUAUUGAUUUGCAACGAGCAACUAAAAACUUUUCAGAGAAGUUGGGGGGAGGCAGUUUUGGUUCUGUAUUUAAGGGGUAUCUAAGCGACUCUACCAUAGCAGUGAAAAGGCUUGAUGGUGCCCGUCAAGGAGAGAAGCAAUUCAGGGCUGAAGUGAAUUCAAUUGGAAUCAUCCAACAUAUUAACUUAGUUAAACUGAUUGGGUUUUGUUGUGAAGGUGACAAUAGAUUACUUGUGUAUGAAUACAUGCAAAACCGCUCCCUUGAUGUGUGUUUAUUUGAGGCUAAUAAUAUAGUUUUGGAUUGGACUAUUAGAUACCAAAUAGCUAUGGGAGUUGCCAAAGGUCUUGCCUACUUGCAUAAUAGUUGCCGGGAUUGCAUCAUACAUUGUGAUAUCAAGCCGGAGAAUAUACUUCUUGAUGCAUCUUAUGUGCCUAAAAUUGCAGAUUUUGGAAUGGCAAAGAUUUUGGGGAGAGAAUUUAGCCGUGCUAUGACUACAAUGAGAGGAACCAUUGGAUAUAUGGCCCCUGAAUGGAUUAGUGGAACAGUUGUUACAUCCAAAGUAGAUGUUUAUAGCUAUGGGAUGGUUUUGUUUGAAAUCAUAUCAGGAAGGAGGAACUCAAGUCAUGAAUAUUUCAGAGAUGGUGAUUAUUCCUUCUUUUUCCCCAUGCAAGUUGCACGCAAGCUUCUCUAUGGAGAUAUUGGAAGUAUUGUGGACGCCAAUUUGAAAGGCGAUGUGAACCUAAUGGAGGUUGAAAGAGCUUGCAAAAUUGCAUGUUGGUGCAUUCAAGACAAUGAGUUUGAUCGACCAACAAUGGGUGAGGUGGUACAGUCCCUUGAGGGUUUACUUGAACUUGACAUGCCUCCAUUGCCAAGACUACUGAAUGCUAUCACAGGAGGCUCACAUCCAGUGACACCACAGUAUUUUGAUUCUAAAUCUGCAUGUUGAUUCACAAUUUCCAGUAGUCUAUCAGAACAUUAUAAUUCAUUUUGCAUUUUAAUAUAACUAGGCAUAACAUGUAAGAUCUCUAAGAGAUCAUGUCUUAUAUCAAAUAAACUCAGUACUGUAACAUGUAAAUUAAGAUCUCUGUAACCAAGAAGGAGAUCAUGCAAGCCUUACUAACAAAAUAAUACGUUGUGUCAUAUGUAAAAACUGUAGGUAUCAGUGUACCACCUACACUUGUCAUGUUGUCAAUUGAGAUGUUUUUGAAAAUGCAGGGGGCAUUGGCUUGUCAGUUGAGAGUGGA
Messenger RNA from Oryza brachyantha (malo sina), 2870 nucleotides. Its product is annotated as G-type lectin S-receptor-like serine/threonine-protein kinase At2g19130. The coding region runs from base 149 to 2572 and encodes 807 amino acids. NCBI's taxonomy places the organism in Eukaryota, Viridiplantae, Streptophyta, Magnoliopsida, Poales, Poaceae. The record is from RefSeq and is a predicted model, not a curated record. Gene Ontology annotation, molecular function: protein serine/threonine kinase activity; ATP binding. Gene Ontology annotation, biological process: recognition of pollen; protein phosphorylation. The transcript has a single exon.